Molecule: messenger RNA, 847 nt
Organism: Ceratosolen solmsi marchali
Lineage: Eukaryota; Metazoa; Arthropoda; Insecta; Hymenoptera; Agaonidae
Product: microsomal glutathione S-transferase 1
Exons: 3
Coding region: 329-769 (146 amino acids)
Cellular component (GO): membrane
Source: RefSeq, a predicted model, not a curated record
UAUGUAACGUGUAAUUAUGUAUUUAAAGAAUGUUCUGGGAUUGUCAAAUAUGCAACUCAUGAUAUAUGCGGAAAUAGUUCAUAAUGUAUAAUAUUACGAUCAGAUGCCGAUUGUGUAUGUACAUCUGCUUACAAAAAGCUAUGUGUGUAUGUUCCUGAGCGGUGGCUAUUCGACCAAAGCUUGCGUCUUGUGACUCCUCAGUUUUCCAGCGUGUGAAAAAAAUCCUCGUAAGAUAGCGGAAUCUUAUUGUGACCGGAAUUUGAUUGUUCAUCAAAUAACAUAGGUUACCAAAAACUCGAAUCGGUGCCUUUACUUAACGACGUCAAUCAUGGCAGAGCCUUAUAAUGCAGAAAUCAUGCGAGUUUUUGGAUUCUGGACUGGAAUUUUAACACUUAAGCUGUUGUCCAUGUCUCUUCUUACAGCCAGAACAAGGUUUCGCAAGAAGGUUUUUGCCAAUCAUGAUGAUACACUUAUUCUACAAAAAGCACGUGUAGCAUAUGAUGAUGAAGAUGUUGAACGUGUCCGUAGAUCACAUCUCAAUGAUUUAGAAAAUGUCCUUCCCUGGAUAGUUGUUACAUAUGUCUAUCUUGGAACUGGACCAUCCAACUUAAUUGCAGGCUCAAUAAUUAGAACCUUUGUUCUUGCAAGAGUGGGUCAUACACUAUCUUAUGCUGUCUUCCCAAAACAACCUUAUAGAGCUAUAACUUUUUUUAUUGGAUUUAGUCUUACUGCCUAUGAAGCAUUAACAACAAUUAUCUACUACUUGUAAUCAGAAUUUAGAAACGUUUAAAUACUUUAUGACAAAAUAGAAGUUUUGAGUAUUGUGGGAAAAAUUUUUUAUAUUUUU